AUGAAAAAGUCGCCCGUUGCAGCAAUGAGUAACAUCCGCGACGCCGUCCGCCGCAAGAGCGUGGGACUGAACUUCAGUAUCUUUGCUCGAAGUGUGAGCUCCGCAGGCGACGACGACCGCUCGGAGCACGGGACGGGCGAAGAAGGCGACGACUCGCACGACGAGUUGGACAGCAGUCACUACGACCGAUCGCGACAGAACUCGACGCCGAACGACGACGAGGCGGACGGCUGCGUAUCGCCCGCGCUGAGCUCGCGGUCGUCGUACGUGGAGCCACCUGAGCCGCCGCUGCCGCCUCCCGGUGGACUGCUCGAAGCCGCGACAAAGAACGUGCAGGGAAAGAUGCAGACGCUGAUGGAGACGCUCCACGAAGUCACAACGUCUCACGACGACGAAUCGAUUACGUGCAGUGUCUUUCUAUCGAGGACAGCGUUGUUUUCCGAUCGACUUGUCGUGUUUAUUGGCGAUAGCGAUGGGUCUCCAGCUGGGAUCUGGAGUGCACGGUUGUGUGUGCGGUCGGGAUCGGAAGGGGGAGGUAUCUUUAAGGGCAGUUUGGGGUCGAUGCUGCCGUACGUGAUGAAGGCGAAGGAUGACAAGCUCGGGAUCGUAUUGUUUGACGACGUGUUCAAGGACUCGAUGCGGGACGGAGAAAUCGAUAUGAGGAGUGCUAUGCAGCGAUUUAUAACGGGCUGGCGCAACCACGUGUUGACUUCGCGAGCUACGCAUGUUUUCGUUGUGGCAUAUCGGGAUGGCGGCAGCCUCUUUGUCGAAGCUCUGCGAUUGCACAUGAAAGAGAUGCAGCGUCACAUUAGUGGUGUUGCCUUUUUGCAGUCUACGCAUCACAUUUCGUCGGAGGAUUCGUACACGUUGCGGAAGAUGAUUGCUCAGUGGUGUAUUGCGUACCUGUCAUCAUCUGAAGGCGUUCAGGCACUGAAGCGCAUGAAGUCCAGGGAGACGCCGUUGGGUUGCGUGGUGCUGUCGGGUGGCUCCGUGAACUCGGACGUGGACAUGCUGCAGCUAGUCGUCUCGUCAGUGUACGCGAGUUUCAAAGCGAGAUGGUCUGGUUUCCGUGUGAAAAACGUAAAUAGCGGCAUGGAAAAGUCGUGUUAUGCGUGCAACGGUGCGUUCAACAUGCGCCGUUGGCGCCGGCAUUGCCGCACGUGUCAGAACCCGUGUUGCGAAAAGUGUUCGUCAGUAGAGAACACACGCCACGAAGGUCAAGUGCGUCUUUGCUUGACAUGCCGAGCGCUGCCUUCGCUUAUCCACUGGUCCCGACCGCGUGCUGUUCGCACGGGCGAGAAGGAGAGUGUGUUUAGUGGAUCAGCUAAGCCUGGGAAAAUGUCGGUGAAUGACUUUGAGCUCGUUACGGUCAUUGGCCGUGGCGCGUGUGGUAAGGUGCUUUUGGUGCUGAAGAAGGAUGGCGUCGACGCGGGCCAUCUGUACGCGAUGAAGGUGCUGAAGAAGGAGUGGGUGAUGAACAAGGAUUUGGUCACGCAGACAAUGGCGGAGCGCCGCAUUUUGCAAGAGGCUGAUCAUCCGUACAUUGUUCAGCUGAAGUACGCUUUCCAAAACCAAGACAAACUGUACAUGGUGAUGGAGUAUUACAGCGGCGGUUCCCUUCGUCAAGUAUUACGUCGCCGCGGCCGUUUUAGCAUCAAGCGUGCACGGUUCUAUCUGGCUGAGAUUCUUCUCGCUAUUGCGCACCUGCAUUCGUCAAAUAUUCUGUACCGCGACUUGAAGCUCGAAAACAUUGUCAUAACUGCAGACGGCAAUGUCGCGUGCACGGACUUUGGUCUGUCGAAAGAAGAGAUGGACGACAAUGAGCGAACGAGCUCUUUCGUGGGCACGUGCGAAUACUUGGCACCGGAGCUGAUCAUGAAAGAGGGCUAUGGCAAGGCCGUGGACUGGUGGGCUUUGGGCAUCUUGGCGUACGAGAUGAUUCAGGGCGACUCGCCCUUCCGUCACAAUGUGCCUACCAUUCUGUUUGACAAGAUCCUGAAGGAAGAGCCCGAGUUUAGCGACCGCUUUACUCCAGAUGCUCAGGAUCUGAUUACAAAGCUGCUUACGAAAGACCCAGAGCACCGUCUGGGCUGUGGCCCCGACGGCGUCGAGGAGAUUAAGCAGCAUGCGUUCUUCACCGAGAUUGACUGGGACAAGUUGCUGCGCAUGGAGAUGGAAGUGCCGCGUCCUCCGCAUCGCAUGGAGGACGUGACUGACGAAAGCCAUUUGAAUCGGGCCAUUGCGAAAUUGCGCGAGGCACGUGAAGAGCUCAUGCCCGACUCGCCGGUAUCGCUGCCAUCGUCUCCGUCCGAGCAGAAGCACUUUGACCGCUUUUCGUAUCAGGGACUUGGCGACUGGAAGCCCGAGAUGGCCAACAUGGAGUUUGACGACGAGACGGGUGACUUUAAGCAGGGCACAAUUCACGAAGACGAGGAGUUUGAAGAGGAAGAGGACGAGGAGUACGAGGGGUGCAUCGAAGGGUCUGGCGACGGUGACGGUGUGCCAAUGUCUCCCGGGUCAAAGGUAAAUUCCAUGACGUCGUUCAAGGCGUCUCCGUCCAAAGCGAAUGGCUCGGACACUCCUCCCGCCUCGAGCUCAGCAGCGUCGGCGUCACCGAGGAGUCCACAGAGCGCGGGCAGCCCCGGCAGUCCGACGACCUCAGUACCCAUGACUCCCGUGGAUUCGGCGCCAUUACCGUCGCUGACCACGCCCACGGAGCCUCAGUCGCAGUCCAUUUAG
Molecule: messenger RNA, 2739 nt
Organism: Hyaloperonospora brassicae
Lineage: Eukaryota; Oomycota; Peronosporomycetes; Peronosporales; Peronosporaceae
Source: the annotation of a GenBank genome assembly